AUAUGCUCUAUAUCACAAAAUUAAAGAGUAUAUGUUCUCCUUUUCCCAUAAUACAAUAGUACUACUUCUUUUGUUGUAAAGGGCUUCCCUGCCUUACCCUAGAGCCGCCGUUGCCUCCUCCGUUGUCCGCCGCCCUUCCUGAAGAACCUGGUGUUAUCUUUUUCUCCUCAGCCAUUUCCUCUCUACAAUCGAAGAAAGUAUCCAUUUUUCUCAAUGUCUUUGCUGGAAGUUAUCACCAAAGCUUCCAUUGAAAAUUCUCCAACCACCUCCGAUGGUGAUUUCUCUAUUGUUCUCAACUCCGAACCAGCUCUGCUUCAACUGAAACCCGAAAAGGAGGAGAGCGAUGAUAUUUCGCUACUCAAGCGAGGAACUGGGUGGAGCCUUUUAUCAACUGAUGUUGAAGUGAUUGAGUCAGGACAAAAGUUCUUCAAAAAUUUGAAGAAGAUGAUGAAAAACCCUAACACAUUCAAUAAAGAAGAAUUCUUUGAGGUGUUGGUUUCCUAUAUGACGGGAAUCUGGGAUAUAUUUGGGAUUUCAGUUAGUCCUGAUAAGGUGGAUGAGGAUAAUAUUGUAAAAAUGAUUGAAAAGCUGGGUAGUUUUAUGGGUAGAGAUGUUAAGGGUUUGGUUUUGGAGGCUUGUGUUGUUUUAGAGACUUGGGAGAUCUUGGAGAGUAUGAUUGUUAAUGGCAUUGUUGAUCAUUCAGGCAUAUCAAGUUUGAUAAAUAACCUAAUUGAAAAGAAACAAUCUUGGUUGGUUGUUUUGUGUGUAAAGCAUGUAUUAGAUAUUCAAACUUAUGAUAUGAUGUGUGUGUUGAAAUAUUUUCUUUCCCUUUCCAAAAAUGGGGAUAGUACUUUGAUUAAUGUGAGGAGGGAAUGGGAGAGUCAAGCAAUGUCUGCAAUUGAGAAGGCAAAGGAUGUGAGCCUCGGUCCGGUCAGGAUGGAUAUAGCUAGGGAUGCUUCAUUAUUGCUUAUGCUAGCACAUGAUGGGUUCUCAGUUUCUGAAAUGUGUUUGCAUUAUUUGCUUGCAUCGAGGAAUGUUGAUGAAGUUAUUUUGGGUGCUUGCAUUAGUAAAUUAACUGGUUCAGAGAUAAUGGUUUUGAUUCGGUACUUGCAAAAGUGGUUGAAUAAAUAUGAGAGGUUUCCUCAGGUGUGUCCUUGUCCUAAGGCACCAUUUGAAUUGGGGUUGAAGGCUUGUGAAUGGGUUCCUUCACUCGAGGACAUAGUUAAGUGCCUUGGUUUGGUUGUGGAUGAGCAUUUCUCUUCUUUGGUUUUACAUCAAGAGUUUCAUGAGGAAUUGAAAUCUUUAGAAGAAGUUGUCAAUUCUUUAACUGCAGAAGCAAAAAUAUGUGGCAUCUUGUCAAAUGUGACCGAGGCAUUGAAAAUCAAAACACAAAGGCUGGCUGGCGAUGUAGCAUGAGGCUGAUAUCUCCUGGUUUCAGUUUAUGCUGAAUAUGCAGUUGGAGAGUCUGACAAGUUCAACCGCGUCACAUUCUAUUGGACUAAUGGGUAAAUGAGAUCUAUGGUGUUGAUUGCAUUUGUUGUGAGUAAACUGAUUUAGAGCUUCCAUUCUCUUGGCUUUACAACACGAGACACAGAGAAAGAAUGCAGACUUGUCUUUUCAUUUAUUUAAAGUAUACGCGAUAAUAUAUUUAUUGGGCAAGUGUUCAAGCCCAUGUUUUCUGUACUCUAAGCUAGUUAAGCCUCUGCUGAGUAUAUCACUGUAUUAGAUUAUUACUCUUUGAAUAUGGUUUUGAUUAGUUUAAAAAAUAGCAUUGAAAAAAACUAAAUAGAACAAACAGGCGUGCUUCCGUUUUGUCGUUUUGGAAUGCAUGUCUUGCAGUUGACAAUUGACACGGUGACAAUUUGUAAACUAGUUUUUGCAGUAGAUUUUAAUUAACUUGGUCAUGUUAAUCCUUUUCUUAA
Molecule: messenger RNA, 1922 nt
Organism: Solanum tuberosum (potato)
Lineage: Eukaryota; Viridiplantae; Streptophyta; Magnoliopsida; Solanales; Solanaceae
Exons: 2
Coding region: 214-1416 (400 amino acids)
Source: RefSeq, a predicted model, not a curated record